CAUGCUUUCGCCAUCAUUUGAUAAUUUUAACCAUAAUCAGCACUUAACAAUGCUUAGUUCUACCAUGUUUUCCCCGAUUCUGUGUAUAAAACCUAUUAAGCUCGACGAUACCACAACUCAGAGUAACUCGACCAUAAUCGUUAAACCUCCAUUGACAACUGUUAACUCAACAAUAAUCUUUAAACAGCCGUUGUCAACUAUCAAGAAGAAGAACACGAUAUUUACUUAUCAAGGGCCUUUAAAGGAUAUCGAGAAUAUUCAAGAAAAUGGUGGAGUAAGUCCCAAUGUUAGGUUGACCAGGACGGCGCUUAAGAAAAAAUCGUUCGCUCUAAAUCAUUACAAACCCGAAAUGUUGGGAGAUGGGAGAGGCUCCGUUAUUAAAAAAUUGAGGUUGCGCGAAAAUGAUGAUAUUGUUGACGGAGUUGUUGAUUUAGAAGUACGCGAUCCUUUACCCACCGGGGCUUCCCAAAGGGAUAAUAAUUUUGGGGCUGCUCAAGGAAAUGAUAUUAUUUAUUUACAUAAACCGAAAAAAUUUUACGAUAUCAAAAAUAAAUUAAAGACGGUAUCAAACGCCCCGCAUGGAACUUUACUGAACGAGGAUAUGAAUCUCAAGGACGCACAUCCUACUCCAUCUAAAGAUAUCAUGAUUCCUCAUGGUAUAGUAAAACAAAGCAAAGCCAGCUUACUGAGAUGGGCUUGCUCGCCAAAAAGAACAGACCCAACUCAAGGUUACCACGCAAAAUGCACCCCUUCCCCUACCAGCUCUUCCUCGCAACAUAAAAGCAUCCCGAAAUCCAAUAUCAUACUUAAUAAUAUAAGAAAAGCGCCAUACUUAGGGGGUCAGAAGCGUGUCGCGGGAAACCGAGUCUCCCGAAAUUAUAAUUUGAGGAAAGUGCGGCGAAAAUAAUCACCAUUUUUUUACGAUAAUUUUGUGUUUUAUA
Messenger RNA from Gordionus sp. m RMFG-2023, 941 nucleotides. RefSeq lists its product as uncharacterized. The record is from RefSeq and is a predicted model, not a curated record. Lineage: Eukaryota; Metazoa; Nematomorpha; Gordioida; Chordodea; Parachordodidae. Bases 2 to 907 code for a protein of 301 amino acids. The transcript has 2 exons.